Ooceraea biroi (clonal raider ant) is the source of this 3107-nucleotide messenger RNA. RefSeq lists its product as uncharacterized. The record is from RefSeq and is a predicted model, not a curated record. Lineage: Eukaryota; Metazoa; Arthropoda; Insecta; Hymenoptera; Formicidae. Gene Ontology annotation, molecular function: RNA uridylyltransferase activity.
CAUCCCCGACUAAAGUUUUAGCGUGGUGGCAAAUGACAGAGCGUGAAAUCCCGUUUGUCCCCUUUUUCUUUAUCAAGCGUGUACGAUAAAAUUGCAAGCCGACACUACUUGUAGAUAAGAAUGUAGAGGUAAAUCGGUAAGCGUACGUAAGCAUUUAGAUCGGGAAAAAAAGAGUUUGGUACUAGCUGAUAAAGAAAAAGUGCGCGUACAUUUGUUAAAUACAGAACUUGUACAUUCUCGCAAAAUCCGAGCGAUGGAGGAGAUACAAAGGGACGAUAACAUUUCAUCAGAUGCACCUGUGAAACAACACUUGAUAUCGUCAAGGAAGCGCGAUGCUCAAAACGGUCCAGCAAGGAAUAAGACGAAGCAGAACGGUGCUUUCACUGAGGGGAAGACAACAAGGAAAAAGAAACACUUACCACUCACGCUCUUCCAAGCGAGUACUGUACCUGUCACCGAUAAUGGAGUCAACAACAACGUCUCUGUCUUGACAGCAACAAGUGACAUGGUACCAACACCGAACGGUAAUGUUAAGAAAUUAAAGAAUGGGAAUAAUGUGUGUAAAGAUACGUCGCAAAUAUUAAAGGAGAAUAAUUCACAAGUUGUGGAAUGUGGAAUCAAGGUGAGAAAGAGAAGGAAGAAGACCAAAAACGGCCUCAAUUCUUCGGCGAAGGAAAACGUGCGAGCUAACGUAACGACGAACAAUGCAGGUGACAAAGCUUCAAAGCAGAUUACUAGUAACGGAGACUGCAACGAUGCUUCGGCAAAAGAAGCGACCGUACAAACAUCAACCAUCGCGAAACACGAGGCUACUGACGACAAGAGAAACAAGGAUACUUCGACGCAUCAGAAGUACACGUACUCCCGUAUAAAUUACGAGUUCCAUGAGGCGAAUCACGCGAUCAUUGACACGUUCGCCAUCGCCCUGGAUUUCUUCCUGCGCAACGACAACAAGAAGUGCUAUUGCUUGGUAUGCGACACGACUCUUCGAAUGCAGAGCGACGACGUACGAAGGCACCUCGGCAGGCAUAUCCGCUCGAAAAGGCACAUCCAGUUACUGUCCAUGAUGAUAGAGGAUGAAAAGAGAUCCGUAAGCAACGGAGAGUCCUUUAGUAAACUGGUACUUGCGCGAGAAUACAUGACGAGCAACGACGACUUCGUCAAAUGCCUGUUGUGCGAGAAUAAAGAUCUAUGCUCCACGGUCAAGAAGAACGAACAGUCGCUGCGCGAACACAUAGCGAGCAACGCGCACAGGGACGCGAAGGGAUCCUGGGAGGUGCCGAUAAAAAAUAUGCUGCAACAGAUGCACAUUCAGUUCCAGAGUCGGUACAACGCGAAGAAGUACUGCUGCGAAUUCUGCAACUACCAGACCCCGUCGGAGCUCUACUUCGUGAAGCAUCUGCACGUCCCCUAUCACGUGACGCGACUGAUGGACAUUCCGGACCACACGAACAAAUUCAAAUUCUAUUUCUGCAACGCUUGCCUGAUUAUGUGGUUCGGAAGCGCGGACACGAGCGAUCAGCAUUUCGAGCUGAUGGAACAUAAGAACAGAAUGAUGUAUGGUCCCGACAUAAACGAUUUGCCGGAUCAAGUAGUGCAGUUCUUGACGAUGUCCGGCCUGAACGCGGAAGUCCUGCUCGAGCGUUCAAAUCGCGUCAAAUGCCACGACGAGAUGAGAAAGUACGUGCUGUACAGUUUUGAAACCGACUUGAGAAAGUACAUCCCGAACAUAAGGGCUUACCCGUUCGGAUCUAGAAUUUCAGACUUAGGUUUCCCCGAGAGCGACAUUGACAUUUUCCUCGAUUGCAAUAAUAUGUACGAAGGAAAAAAUUCAUCAUAUCGGCAGUCCCAGAACCUAAUUGCAUCGGUUGUACAGUAUUUAUCUCGUAAUAGAGACCUCUGGAUCGUGCACGAUGUUAUACUGCACAGUAGAACGCCAAUUGCAAAAGUACUGCAUAUUCCCUCAAGACUUAUCUGUGACAUUUCAGUUACAAAUGGCUUGGCAGUGGAAAAUACAAAAAUGAUCAAGUGUUUUAAUAAUGCUUUCCCACCGUGCCGGAAACUGACUUUAUUUUUGAAGCGAUGGAUGCACUUAUCCGGUUUAUUAGGAUCACAUCUUAUAACGAGUUAUGCUCUCACGUGGUGCGUCAUCUUUUAUCUGCAAACUCUGCUAGUGCUCCCGUCCAUUUCAGACCUAAUAAAAUUGAGGAAUAAGUCACGCUUAAUUAGUGGUUGGGAAGUCGGUGUGAGCUACGACUUUCGUGUUAACGGACUGAAUCACACUUUCGAGGAGCUUCUAUUAGGAUUUUUUCUAUUCUAUGGAGAUUUUAAAUACAAGAAGCAGGUAAUCUGCCCGUUGUUAGGCCGGCCGGUACAGAAAGAUACGUUCGUGAAGCUGUCAGAUUUACCGCAAGAAAUGGCGCCUUACGUCGCUUAUAUGCAUACUGGCACGCAGGAAGAACUCCCCCAAGCUUUCUUUGUAUCGCCACUAUGCGUGCAGGAUCCAUUCGAUCUGUCGCAUAAUCUGACGAAAGCGCUAAAUAAUAAAGAACUGAAAAUAUUUUGGAAUAAUUGCACCGCCAGUGCACAAAUAUUAAAGACGACCUUACCGAAUUUAAGAUCACCACUCAUGCCUUAUUCUGAUUGACAUAUAUAUAUAUAUAUAUAUAUAUAUCGAAAGUAUCUAUAUAUUUUAAUAAUAUUUCACAUUUUAAUUUUGACUAUUGAUCUUCAAUGAUUACUUAUGAUCAUAUACAUUUUGGAGUAAUUCAAUCUUUCAAGGCUAAUAAUAUAAUUUCUAGUGAAAAAUAUAUAUAUAUAUAUAUCUUAUCACAAAGAUAUCUGCAUGUACUAGAUAGAAAUAUAUAUUAUAUAUUAUAUAAUAUAUUUCUUGUUUCAUUAAUGACGGACGUGUAAAUAAGCUGUACUGUGAUGUGACUGAAUACCUAUUAUAUUUUGUAAAAAGUUUUCAUUAAAAGCCCUGAAGCGAUAUGAAGAAUGAUUAUUUAAUAUGAUUUGAUUAUAUAAUAUGAUUAUAUAAUAUGAUUUCAUGCUGACUAGCAUGAAAAACGAUUGUGAGCUAAUAAAUUGCAAAAUAAAUCUCAAAA